Messenger RNA from Paramuricea clavata, 1271 nucleotides. Lineage: Eukaryota; Metazoa; Cnidaria; Anthozoa; Malacalcyonacea; Plexauridae. The record is from the annotation of a GenBank genome assembly.
AUGGGAUUUUGUGAAUAUGUGUUUUCGAAAGACAAGGUUCAAAACCGUUUCGAGGUUCUCACAAAGAACGAACCCUGCAACAAUCGUUAUAGCUGUGUUGCCUCUGUGACUGUGUUUAUAAAGGAGCUGAAACUUAAAAUAACAAGAGGUGGUAAAUUUACAGUGUUUGGAAUUCCUAAGGAAGUUACCCAACCCUACUUCAACAAAGGUAAGAAUGAUCUUCAUGAUGGGACUAUGACGCACUGCUGGUGUUGCUAUUUCACACUGUAAUUACUUGCAGUAGAGUGUCUAUAACUGAUCUACGUUGAAAUUGCAAAGAACGUUACCCCAUGCAUGCAUCAUACGUCAAGCAAUGUAAGAAUGGUCCAAUUGACACCGACCGUCAUAUAGUGACACUUUGAGGGCCAGUGCUGCUAUUGAACACUGUAAUGAACUGCUGUAUAGGAUGUCUCUAACUGCACCACGUCGAAAUUAAACGAGGGGAUUUCUUCGAAGUUUUGAACGAAAUAAUGAAGGACGUUUUCCAAGAAUUUAACUUAUCACUCGCCAAAUACGUAUCGACAAAAUGUUUACAAUCUUCUCCAGGUAGUUUAAUGAAUUAAGAACAGCCUGUAAUCCUUUUACGAAUUCUGUUCUUUCUGCUACUCCAAAAGGUUUCUUUUUCGCACUUAAUAAAAAUAUAUACAAAAAACAAAAGCUAAACCAUUGUCGAGAGUUUUGAAAACUCAUGUUCAACAGCAAUUUUGAAUACUUUCAUUCAUACACAAAUUAGUUUCCAGGCCUCACCCAACAUUGAUUCAUUAUUUUAUUUUCUCUGCCCCAUGGAUUACGCCGACCAAUUUGUGCUGCCCUAUAUUCUUGACCAUUCCAUUCACCCAUUCUAGAUUUAGUAUUUUUUCAUGCAGAAUUUAGUAAUAUUUAAAGAAAUAACAGCUAACAUAAUGGAUUAUUAUAUAGGUGUAAUGGUGAGAAGGAAAGAGAAAGGAAUCCAAAUUAAUACAGAUGUCGGUGUAACAGUGGAGUAUGACGGAGUUUUUAACGUGUUUGUCACAAUACAUUCGCGAUACAGAGAAAUGACGGCGGGACUUUGUGGAAACUACAAUGGCGAUAUCAAUGAUGAAUAUAUCGGUCAGAACUCGCAUCUUAGCGAUUCCAUCGUUGACUUUACCGAUUCCUGGAAAGUUGACCAAAGCUGUCCAAAUUCACCAAUUCCUGAAAAUCCAUGUCUUACUACAAGUAGUAUUGCGCAAGACGCCAAGAUGAAAUGUUAG